AUGAAAGCUGCUUUGGAUCAAUCUAUUAAAGAUGGAACAGAUGAUAUUGUCAUAUGUGUGCUACAAUUCGCUUUGUGGCAAGAGCUUAUGUACUUGAUUUAUGUUAUGAUGGUAUAUAUUGAUGGUAUAUAUUGUAUGUUUUUGCUUGGGGAGUUUGGUCUAUCUGAUAGAGCAGCAACUUGGGGAAACUUGAUGAAUUGUUUCCAAGUGUUAGCAACUGUACAAGAGAUUGUUGAAAAAUCAGCAGCAUCAUAUCAAUCAGUUGUCAGGAAAAAUGCUCAGAUAGAAUCUCUUAAACUGAAGAUGACUAGAGAAACAUUUCAUAGACCAAUGAAAAUUUCUAGUUGCUGGAAGUAUUAA
Molecule: messenger RNA, 360 nt
Organism: Entrophospora candida
Lineage: Eukaryota; Fungi; Glomeromycota; Glomeromycetes; Entrophosporales; Entrophosporaceae
Source: the annotation of a GenBank genome assembly